UUUCAUAUCUUCAGGAUACAAUGUUACCGCAUCUCUUCGUCCUUGUUUUCGCGUGUUGUCAUGGCUACAAGAUAGGACUCAUCCUCGAUUCUGAAGAUGAGGAGGGGGCGGAUGCCAUCAGGAGACUAGCUGAGUACACCAUCUCGAGGCUAGACAGCAGUGACACUACUGUGGAGCUAGUGGAGCAGUACCAUGACUCCACCUACCUCAGUCUCCAGACCUGCUUCUGUGCUUUACUGGAGCAGGAGGUGGUAGCUGUGAUAUCAGCAUGUGACUCUACUUUAACAGAUAUCCAGGCUAACCUCGCCAAUCAGUUCCAUCUUCCUCUCAUAGCUGCAGUUGCCACUAAUCCUUUCACUGACUUUCACAGAUCAGAUGAUUUUGAGAUCCGGCUGUCCCCCUCAGACGCUCACCAGAGUCGGGCUAUAUUCGACUUGUUGAAGGAGUAUAAAUGGUACGAGUUCUCAAUCCUCGCCUCAGCAGAUGAUUAUGGAAUAAACAGUAUCGUGUAUCUGCAAUAUUUAGCGUCCCAAGACGAUAACUUCAGCAUCAAGGAUGUUCAGCACUUUGAUGUGCGGAUGAACCUGUCAAAUCAUCUGCCUGUCUUCCAGAAGCAGCUUCAACUUAUCAAAGAUUCGCUCACCAAGGUUAUUGUUCUCAACUGUGGUGGCAAAUACGCGAAAAAGAUUUUCAAGGAAGCUCAAGCUAUGGGGUUGAUGGACGACUCCUUUAUCUGGCUGACUACGGACGGAAUAACGGCCAGACCGGAGAGUAUUGCCUAUCAGAACUCCUCCUACCCCUCCUUCUACACAGGACUGAUAGGAACCCUUCCUUACUACGGUAAAGGCUCUCAACAGUAUAACGACCUAGCAGACUCCUAUAUCUUAUCAGGGGGGCCCGGGUCGGAUCUGCAGUUACCAUCUGUUAAAAUAGCAACUGCUCUGAAAGUGGUCCACCUCUCUCUGACGGAUCUGGACAGAGGUUCCUGGAGUAGCUCCCCCUCUAGUUACCAUAGUAACACUACUAGUUACCAUAGCUCCCCCUCCCUUAACUGCAAAUCAGCAACUUUCUGGGAAGAGGGUCGGACAUUGUAUAAUAAAAUAGUUGGGAACCUUGAUGCAGGAAUACAUUUGGGCCUGGGAGACCCAUCAUAUGACAUAGUGAAUUUUAAACGAGACGGCUUCAUAAAGGUGGGGACAUGGGACAACAGCGGGCUACGUGAUCUGUCCGAUGAAAAGGUACCGUGGACAGGGAGGAAGGACGUUCAGUUCCUGGGAGGUGGUACAGCGUCCCCCACUGGUAUCGGCAGUUCUCUUACAGGAUACCAUCUCAGGAUAGGUAUUGUCCCUGAACCACCUAUAGCCUUCUUAAAGCCGGAGUGUGAGGGGAGGAACACGUCUUCUCCGGACUGCUGGUUUGGUUGGAACCCUGAUAUCAUCAGUCAUCUUCAGCAGGACCUAAACUUCACCUACGAGUAUGUCAGGCCUGCAGAUAACAAAUACGGAGGACUGGAUCCGGAAACUAGAAGAUGGAACGGAAUGAUUGGAGAUAUUUUGGAUCGGAAAACUGAUCUAACGAUUGUCUUGUCAAUCAACACGGAGCGGUCACAAUAUAUCGACUACACAUCUUCAAUAUUUGAGGACCAAGCUUCAAUCAUCACGUACAUUAAGUCCUCCAAGAGUUCAACAAACUACUUCUUCUUUCUAGAACCUUUUGAAAUCUCAGUGUGGCUAACCAUCAUAGGUCUCAUCUUAGUGAUUGGUUUCUUGACGACGUUCUUCAGCAAAUUCUCUCCAUUUGGAAGCUAUGGGAGGAAAAUACACGCUAUGCAGGUUUGCACCUGUGUUAAAUGCCUGUAUAGAAGGAAGAUAAAGGCAGAAAGGAAAUGCAGGUUUGUAGAUACGAAGGAAUACCACUGUUUGGUGGAGAAGGUUGAAGAGGACGACGAUCUCAACGAGCUCUCUUACUACAACUCCGCUUGGCUUAUCGGCACGGGGUUCGUGUUGCAAGGAACAGACACUCUCCCAACAGCCCCCUCAGGGCGGUUCCUUCUCUUCAUCUGGUGGCUGUUCAUCAUGAUACUAACCUCCAUGUACACCGCCAACCUCACCGCCCAUCUCACUCUAGACAGGUCUACUGCCACAAUACGAGGCCUGUCUGACUUGCUGGUGCAAAACGACUACAAGUGGGGACUCAUCCAGGACAGGAACCUGCAGAUCAUGAUGUCCAGUCAUGACGAUGAGGAGUACAACAAGAUAGCUGAGAAGGGAGUGCAACUGCAGGACCUUCAGGAGGGAAUUGACAAAGUUAAAGAGGGUGGGUUUGUCUUCAUAGACGACAGUUCGGUUCUGUCCUACAAUUUCAAGGGCGACUGCAAAACAAUGCUCAUAAAAACGGGUAAAUUCAACAACCAGUGGGCGUUUGGAACACAAGUGAACUCUCCCUACACCGCCCUGAUUAACAAGAUGUUCCUGAGGUACCGGGAGAAGGGCUGGUUCACCAGCAAGUUCGAUGAGUGGUACUCCAGCGACGACGUGGCAGCCUGUGCUACCUCAGUUGGGAGUGACACUAAGUUCGGGUUGCCUAUUCUAGUGGGACUUUUCCUUAUUCUGGGGGUAGGAGCCUCACUGUCGUUUGUAACAGUGUUCUUGGAAAUAUUGUACGUAGCCCGGCAGGACAGUAUAGAGAAGGGACAGUCUGUUCUCACGUGCUUGCAGAGCAGGAUUAGGUACAAGUGUCGUGAGGUGAUUGAGGAAUGGUUUGAUCCGCCCAACAUGGGCAAGAAGAAGGAGCAACUAACAUACGAAGCUAAAAUAGGUUCUGGUAACAUUGAUACGACAAACGAUUCAGCAAUGAUUUGAUCUUCAGUUUACGUUGGUUAUUAUUUAAUUGAUACUAGAAAAGGCUUGCGCCGCGCAGACGCUGCUGAAAUAGCUGCAAUAAAACCUGACAACUUUGCCUCCCUAUACCAGACCCCAGUAAACCUACAAAUGGUUUAUCAUUAAAUACACUUUUAAUGAUAAUAAUACCACGUGUGUACUAUAAAUAUAUUGUAUAUACAUUAUACAUGGUAUACAAUAUGGUAUACUAUACAUUGUAUAUACUGUAUAAAUGGUAUAUAUGGUAUAAUAUACAUUGAAUAACAUUAUAUUGUAUAGUAUACAUUAUAUAGUCCACGAGGAACUAAGAUAGAUUCUUACAUCUAAACAAGGAUCAAGAAGCUCUUAUUCUUAUUAGAAUUUCUUAAAGGGGUGUAAAUGUGAGAUUUAACCAUUUCUUUUGUUUGAUAAUGUUUGAAAUUGAGAAUGAUAUUCAACGUUUGGCUACUCUUUUAAUAUUUUAAAUGAAGCUGAGUUCUUUACAAUCGAAGUUUCUUAUUUACAAAACGAUCUAAAACAAAUAAUAAUAGUAAGAAAGUUUUACUGACCAUGCCAUUUCCAUUGGGACCGUUGGGUUUCCACAAAGGAACGUUCUUUCUCUUCUCGCCUUUCUCUUUUACCGAAUCUUUCUCCUCAUCUGAGCAGGAUUAGAGUUAAUUAAUUGUACGCGCCAACAAAAUAUCAUUAUUUGAAUAUCAUGAAACCACAACUAACAGAUUACCAAUAUUUAAAUGUU
Messenger RNA from Bolinopsis microptera, 3615 nucleotides. RefSeq names its product glutamate receptor ionotropic, kainate 2-like. Gene Ontology annotation, molecular function: glutamate receptor activity; transmitter-gated monoatomic ion channel activity involved in regulation of postsynaptic membrane potential. The record is from RefSeq and is a predicted model, not a curated record. NCBI's taxonomy places the organism in Eukaryota, Metazoa, Ctenophora, Tentaculata, Lobata, Bolinopsidae. Gene Ontology annotation, cellular component: postsynaptic density membrane; plasma membrane. The coding region runs from base 21 to 2861 and encodes 946 amino acids. The transcript has 3 exons. Gene Ontology annotation, biological process: modulation of chemical synaptic transmission; synaptic transmission, glutamatergic.